AUGGCCCCAUUGUGGAUGAACAAUGUGGAUCAAAAGCUGAAACUCAUCAUGGCAAGCUUUCCAAGUUCAGCACUAACACUCCUCUUCGCUCUCUCCCUCCUCGCCCUCGCCGGCGUCGUAAUCGCCAUCCUAAUCCUCCUCGUCAGGCGGUCGAAGUCGUUGUCCCACGGCCUAAGCCGCGGAGGCAGCAGUACUGACAGAGCUAUGCUGAUGGAGGCAGAGCAUGGAAGGGCGACCGACGACGACGAAAAUGAUGACGAUCUCGAGGUGGCCGCGGCGGGUGGAUCGAGUUGGGUGACUAUAAGGAAGGUGCUGAUGAGCUCGAUGCGGUGGAGCGAAGGCAGCAGGGUGGCGGAGGAGGAGAUCAUGAUGAUCAGCAGCAGCAGCGUGAGUAGUUGUAGUAGCAGUAGCCAGAGGAGCUGCAACUACAGGGUCGAGGACGAGGAGAUCAUUAGCAGAGUCGUCAUCAACUGCCCGGAAAGGACGACGAGGGGUGUCGCACCGGUGCCUGAAGAAUCGCCGGUACCGGUGCAGCCACGUGGAGAGGCUGCCGAAAGAGGAGGAGGAGGAGGAGGGUACGUGUUUGGGUGGAGCAGGGGAGGCAAUUGGAGGCGGGAAAAGCACGUUGGUCCGUCGACGGCGGCGGCGGCGGCGGCGGCGGCAGUGUGGCAGAGGCCGAUACUGAUGGGGGAGAAAUGCGAGCUGCCGAAGUUCAGUGGGCUCAUUUUGUACGACGAGAGAGGGCGACCGUUGUAUGAUCAAAAGGAACUUUUGAGUGACAUGCCACUUGAAGCUAAGGAGAAGAAGGAAGGAGUGGCUUUGAACUUCCACCAUUGCUAG
Molecule: messenger RNA, 840 nt
Organism: Linum tenue
Lineage: Eukaryota; Viridiplantae; Streptophyta; Magnoliopsida; Malpighiales; Linaceae
Source: the annotation of a GenBank genome assembly